Messenger RNA from Daphnia pulex (common water flea), 1258 nucleotides. RefSeq lists its product as uncharacterized. The record is from RefSeq and is a predicted model, not a curated record. The coding region runs from base 91 to 1170 and encodes 359 amino acids. NCBI's taxonomy places the organism in Eukaryota, Metazoa, Arthropoda, Branchiopoda, Diplostraca, Daphniidae. The transcript has 4 exons.
GGUUGUUGGUAGAUGUCCAGUCCUGGUUUAGACACCAGAAGAGCUGGAAGUGAAAUUUGAACGUCUCACAGCUCAAUCAAGGUCUAUAAAAUGUUCCCUCAAGCCCUGCAGCAAAUAUUCAACCGACAAAACACCCAGUUCACGCUCAUUUUUCUGGCGAUGGCUUCAUUCGGAUUUAUCGCGAAAAACGCCUCGAAUGGGGAAAAUGAAUUAGGAGAAUGUGCCGCCGAAGAUGCGGAGGACGAGACAAACGCUUUCGUUUCCCCUCUGUGUAGUUGCGGGAAGAAAAUUCCAAUGUCAACUAACGAAACGGCCGAUCCGAACGCUUUCCAGUGGUGCGGAACAGAGUCAUCCAUGCGAGGUCGUCAUCAACGUAUCGUGACCUACGCUCUAUUCGGAAAUGCUCACAACGCUUCCGUUUUCAGACGCUACUACUCCAAUUUGAGGAACAUAUCCCUGACAGUGGCCAAACAAUAUCCGGGAUACGUUAUUCGAAUUUAUCAUAAUCUCGUGGACGAGCCGAACAGCGAAGGUUACCGGCAGUUGUGCAACAUUUACUGCCGAUAUCCGAACGUCGACUUGUGCGACGUACCGGCGCUGGCCGACCGCAUUGGCAAUAGCACAACGCCGAUCGAUCCCGCUCUCGUCCGUGGACUCAAUCCAAAAAUGUACCGUUUUUUGGUCAUGCUCGAUCCCAAUGUCGAUGUGUUCAUUUCUCGUGACGUCGAUAGCCUCAUCUUUCCCAGAGAGGUCGAUGCCGUCAGACAAUGGCUCCCGUCCAAUUAUACGUUCCAUUUGAUGAGAGAUCACUCGGGCCAUGGCUCUAUCAUAUUGGCAGGAAUGUUUGGAAUAAAGCUCCAUGAAAGAAGGGAUCUGAUCGAAGGAUUGGCAAGAGCUUUGGUCCUUUCUGGGCAGAAUAAGGUUUUCCAUCAAGAUCAAGCUUCGCUGGAUCGCAUCCUGUGGCCUGUAGCAAAAUAUGACGUGAUGGCUCAUGACAGUUAUCACUGUGAGAAUCCGUACAUCGUCAAAACUAGUGUACUUAAGGUUUUUCCCUUUCCCACCCGACGAAACGGAAGUUAUUACGUCGGAGGUGCCGGUCACGAAAUGUAUCCAGCCGUUUGCCCAGUUGCCUGUCGUCCUCCUGACCACCAGGACUGGAUACAUUGUUAAUUCAACUUAAGUCAAUUACAUUAUUAAAAUGUUCUCAUUGAAUAAGUCAAAAAAUGAAAACGCAUAAUAACACACAACUUAAACUUGA